Molecule: messenger RNA, 5218 nt
Organism: Xyrichtys novacula (pearly razorfish)
Lineage: Eukaryota; Metazoa; Chordata; Actinopteri; Labriformes; Labridae
Source: the annotation of a GenBank genome assembly
AGUCACGUGAUGACGCCAUGAGUCACAUGACGUUUUUGUCAGCUGCAGCAACAAAUCCAAAUUCCUGCAGAUUUCUCUCUCUGUGUUUCUGGGCCACAGUAACUCAACUCAGCUCAUCCACUUCAUGUUUAAAGUAGACACUCAAACAGGUAAGAUGGUUUUAGUUGAUGUUUAAUGUUGACAGACUGCAGAGCUGCGGUCCUCGUUGCUAAUGAAGCAGUUAGGAAGCUAGCACCAUAGUUCUCAACGUGGAGCUGUUUCAUGAUGAUAAAAGCUGGCGUUUUUAUCCUCUGCUAGAUCAGCACGUAAUGUCCAUCCGAUAAGGUUGUCAGAUUUUCGUGUGUCUUCUUUGAGGUUGUCAAAGUCGGUCUGGGUGAAACAAGAUCUUUGCAAAUGGAGGAAGAGGAGAUGGGAGAUGAAGGACCUUCAUCCCAAAGUGAACUUCCACACAGUGAAGGUACACUUUGAUUUCUAAUGCGAAGAUACACUGACUGUCUGCAUCAGGCUAUUUCAACUUCAACAGAAAACAGGGGAAUUCAGCUGAAGCUCUGGUUUUUGUUCACGAUAAUGUAAUUUAGGCUAUGCAUCACAGUCACAUGGGACUAAACCUGUAUGCUCUACUAUAUUUGCCUUAGUGAUUAUACAGUAGGGGAGAGUGGGGUAAGUUGAGUCACCCCCUGUUCCUUGGAAAUUGUAAAAGAAAUUGAUCAUGUGACUAAAUAUUUAGGAGAUGGGCACCAAUUCAUGGAGUCUGUGAAGGUUAGAAGCACAUGGGUGAAGGGGUUAGACAUUUAUUUCUAAAAAAAAAAAAACAUUUUUCACCCUUGAAAGUGAAUUUAGUCUGCCAUCAGUUUUUUUAAAAAAAAUUUAAGACCAAAAAAGAUCAUUUUAAAUUUGUUUUAUACAUCAAUUGUGGUAUCUGUGAGCUACAACAUGAGGUCAGAAACAUAACAUAAAAGUCCACCAUUUUAGCUUAGAGGUAAAAUAAAGUCAUCAUAGUAGUUCUGGGGUAAGUUGAGCCAGUGGUUCAACUGAGAAAAUAAAGGAGUCUGAUGAGAGGAUCAGAGUUUCAGUUCAGAUUGUUGAAAUGUUUUACUUUUUCUUUUCAAAUAUACAGAUAUGAAUGUUCUGAAUCACUUUAAGACAUUCUCAUGUUAAAAUGGCUUUUGACAAAACAGCUUUUUAGCAGUUAUAUGCAAUAAUAAUAAAAAGAAUUAUUGUACCAGUUGAAUAGCGUAUAAUAGAUAAAAAUGCACAUGAAUGUGAAGAAGUGACUGUUAUUUAGGGAGAGAGAAGGUGAGGGAGGGCUGGGGUGGAGAGUGGGGGGGAAUAGGGAUGCGCCUCAACUUACCCCGCUCCUAUGGUCAACUUACCCCAUACACAGGGUAAUUGGAGACCACUUCUUUUGGCAUGCUAUAUUAUCAAGACAGUUAUGUUUACACUCAUUCUGUUGGUUUGCAGGGAUGAACAACAUCUUGAAAUAUAUGCAGAAACACUAGUUAGAGACAAAACUAUGAUUGCCUUGAUGCAGUGAUCUGAAAAAUAGCUCAUCUUACCCCACUCUCCCAUACAUCCAGAUAACCAGUCAAACAAAGAUUCCUGACUUUUGUCCAAAUUUGUAAUCAAAGUGUGAAAAGCUAAACUCAGAUAAAGAUGCUACAAUGACUUUUCAAUCCUAACCUAUUCCUGGCUUGAGUCUCCUAGAAUAUAAGUGCUCAUUCGUUAAUUUUACACAGGCCCACUAUCUCCUUUCUAUUUGAAAACAGCAAAGAUUAAUGAGUGGCUGGACAAGAUGCUCCAUGUAUGACCCUUAAUUUGUCAAGUUUUAACCAUCAAAAAAUGUCCAUCGCUGCAAAUUCUUUUGCAACAACAGCCAUAUUGUUCUUCCUCUUUUUCUAUCGAUAGGUGUAAUUUGCAUGGCCAAACACUCAGCACUAAAAAUGGGUGUUGCUAGUUUGUCAGUUCUGUGUUACUGCAGAAAUGUGGAAGUGAAAUAUAGCAGCCUCUGCAGAGGGCGAUCCACUACAGUGUAGAUUUGAAAGGUGUAUUCUAAGUUAACAAAGCAAUUUGCAUAUUCAGGGGAUUGUAAACUAAUUUAGAUAUACUUAAAAGUAUUAAACUUUGUUUCCUGCAAGUCUGAUCUGCUAAAUGCUGCUGUUCACUACCUUUGUACUUCAAUGAUUAAGGUCUAAAUCCUCAAGUUUGUAACACAGGCCUUUGGUUAAGUUAAAAGUUUUCCAACCUCCAGAUAACCGCACCCAGCAGACAUAGAAGUAAAAGUGAAAACUCACUUCUCAGAUUUUAAAUUUGUCAUAAUAAACUUAAGUGAAGGAUUUUGGAGCUAAAACUGUCACCUGACCAGCUAUAAGGAUGAUUAUAAAUUUUAUCAAAGGCUUUUUGAAGCAAGAUUAAAUGCUCUUUUUCAAUGUCUGACAGAUCCAGAGUUGGCACAGCAGGACCCACUGCCUGUUGAGAGCUCACCCCCUGAAGAAAAUGUGUUUGUGGAUAAGAAAGCAGUGGACAAACUCACAGAGGGAUUACUCUCUCACUACCUACCCGAUCUACAGAACUCCAAACGAGCACUUCAAGAGCUGACGUGAGUUUUCCCUGAAUACCCGAGUACCACAGGAUUUUGCUAGUAAAUUUUCCUCAUUUUUGUAACUCUAAUAAAGGAUAGGUUAAUCUGUUAUCAUCUGUCAACAAGAAAAUUUGUUGCCAUAUAUAUACCUUUUGCUCCUAAGUAAGAAAUUUGAUCCCAAACAAUCCCUGGUGGCUGUAGCGGUGCUUGAAUAAGGCUAGUUAAUACACAGCAGCCUCUGCCACCAGUUUAUUGAUGUGUACGGAUGGGUGAAUGAUGUGGUACAAAAGCACUUUGAGUGAUCAGAGGAUUUAAGAAAAUGCAGUCAACUUAUAUCCCCAUUUACAUUUACUCGCAUAUCUCACACAAACCCAUAUGAUGAAUGUUCUUUAUAUAGAAUGUUAAGGCAAAUCCAUAGACAGACAUUCAAAACAUACUUGACAACAAGAGACCUUUUCCUGCACAGCCUAAAGUGAUGUGAUUCACAUAAACACGUUGACAUACACAGACUGCAGUUUUCAGUAACAGGCAUAUGACACAGAAAGUCAUAUGACAAGAGGGACUAGCUGGAUGGGUCGACCGCUCGCUUUGAUGCUGAGUGUCCAAGAGGGAAAAGUUUCACUCUCAACAUGCUGUCUAUCUCCUGUCAAUACUCAACUAUGUAAACGAAAAAAGAGCUGCCUUUUUGAAACAUUAACAAAUCUGAGGUACACUUUCAUCCUUGAAUAGUCUGUAUGAUUGUGAUGUGAACAAAUCUCUGCUUACUCACUCAUUAGACACCCACAGAGAUCAGUUAUUUCCUGGAUUCAAAAGUCCAUGUGAUGACCUGUCUUCUUUCUGCUUCUGUUUUUUUUGUUUGUUUGUUUUAGACAAAAUCAGCUGGUAUUGUUAGACACACUGGAUCAAGAAGUCACAAAAUUUAGAGAAUGUAAUGCGUUACUGGACCUCAACUCACUGGUAAAUUCUGGUGACUUCAUUUUACUUAAUAAUUGUUAAUGUUUUGUACACUAGCAUGGAAGAACUGUUUGUAAUCCUAUACAUUUUCUGUAGUUUACAGAGGCAAAAGUUUACCACAACAAACUGGUGAACAUACGGAAAGAAAUGAUUAUGCUCCAUGAAAAGACGACUAAACUAAAGGUAACUCUCAUCUCAAAGAUUUGAAGCUCAGAGGAAGUAUUAGUGGAUGGAUCUAACUAACCUAACAUUGAUGGUUCUUUCAGAAAAGAGCGCUGAAACUGCAGCAGCAGAAGCAGAAGGAGGCACUAGAGAAGGAGCAGCAGCGUGAGAAAGAGCUGGAGAGAGAAAGACAGCUUAUAGCCAAACCUGCCAAAAGAACGUAGGACCCCGAUUACGCCUGCUGUAUUAAUGGACCAUACAGGUGGUUUGUAUGUUUUAGCCCAUUCAUAAUAGCACAUACAUUCAUAAUGAUAAUUUGGGUUGUUCUUUUAGUUUGGGAAUGAAAUAGAGCAUCAGACAAGCAUAGUGAGGGACAAGGGACAGGGACUAAGACAACUUAGAUUUCACAUGAAGAUUUCAGUGCUAAGGAAAUGAGGUAAUUUUGUUGUGACAAUGAGGUAAUUUUGUUGUGACAAACUGCAAAUUACCACAGCGUGUCAUCUCAGCAAGUACCGACUGUUUUAAAUUCAGGUGUGGUGUGCUAGUUUGCAGCAUGUUUGCAGAUGAAAUACCUUUUAAGUGCAGGAGCCUGACAUGUUUUCACAGCAGAAUUGAGAUUAUCCUUAAAAAUAUAUUUGUUUCACUCGUUGUUGUGAUAAAAGUAUUACAGAAAGACUGCAAUCAGUAUUUCUGCUUUUGUAGACUACAUGUUUUAGAGAUGUAGUCAGCUGAGAGUUUGAGCCCUUCUACUAGAAGGAAACAAAAAAAACAUUUUAAUUUAGAUGCAUACGACACAUAUUUGGGAAAAAAAUCUCACCUCAAAAACCUUUCAGACUGUGACAUGCUUCUGAAAAUGUUUGGCUCAGUAGACAGUGUAUGUAAUAUUUAGGAAAUGGGCUAAAACCUGCAAAUCCCUGUUAUGAUUCUUAAAAUCUGACAUUGCCAAGAUCACCACAAACCAAAGACAUGGACUAAAUCAUCAAAUGCUGGUAUGUCCCACCAUCAACCUGUGACGACAAAGUUGGGUUUUUUACCCACGAGUGGGUAAAAAAGAUCCUCAGACACUUUCUCAGCCGCCAGACAAUGACCUGAAGAAGAACUGUAUGCUGUUUUUGUUCAACAUUAAGUGUUACUGUAUACUGUUGCUGCCCGGUUAGUAUUGAAUGCUAUAAAAGAGGUUUGUUGGUUAAUAUCAAAUAGGUCUGCACUAAACUUGACUGACCGUAUGUCCGGGGUUCAGAUGAUAUGAGACAGAUUGACCAAACUUUCUCCCACCAAACACAGCAUCGACAGAUUUGUUAAAGAGGCCUCUAUGCACUACUUACACCUGAACCCCCUCUGCUGUCUGUACAGUUAAUAAUAAAAGCAAAGCAAACUGGUUUGUACAAGCGUGCAUGCAUGACUUUCAUUUUUUCUGCUUCUGGUUUAAAAACACUUUCUAAGCUGUGGACUGUGUCCAAUGCAGUAUGCACGGUACAUUUUAUAAAAGUUUAGUUAAUAAAAGACUCUUCUUCAUGUCUGUUA